This is a messenger RNA of Phycomyces blakesleeanus NRRL 1555(-), 330 nucleotides long. RefSeq lists its product as hypothetical. The coding region runs from base 1 to 330 and encodes 109 amino acids. The transcript is spliced from 3 exons. Lineage: Eukaryota; Fungi; Mucoromycota; Mucoromycetes; Mucorales; Phycomycetaceae. The record is from RefSeq and is a predicted model, not a curated record.
AUGUACUCUUCCACCAAUAGUAAAAGGGGGGAGCAAAUUCAGAUGCCAAUGGGAGCAAAUUCAGUUGGCAAUGGAUGCAAAUUCAAUUUCUAUGGAAGUCAAUCAGAUGUCAAUAGACCAAUUGGCAAUGUCAAGAUCUUUUAUCCUAAAAAGUCAAACAUUACUGGUUGCUUGCAAUUCCCAAUUUUGGACACUAAUGUCUACUCUGACACUUUUACUAUAACAAAAAUAAAGAGAAUAUAUGUAUCACCACCAGAGAUUUUUGUUAUCAUUUUGGGUGAAAAUUGGCACCUAAGCAAUAUGAUUGGCUUAGAGGCCAAAAUAUUGUAA